AUGUUGCGACGCACCGCGCGUUUGCGCCGGGAGUUCGUGUACAGGAAAUCGCUCGAGGGGAAGGAGCGGGAGCUGUAUGAAAAGAAGCGAACGAUUCGACAGUGCCUCGAGGAUGGGAAACCGAUCCCGACCGAACUGCGACGGGACGAGGCGCGGUUGCGAGAGGAGGUGCACGCGGAGGAUGUGCACACGGCGCGAUACGGUGCGAGAGGGGUGGUUGACGAUGAGUACGCGAAGGCGGCGGAGAGCGAGCCGAGAGUGUUGCUCACGACGUCGAGAGAUCCCUCGUCGAGGUUACAGCAGUUUGCGAAAGAGUUGAAGCUGUUGUUUCCAACGAGUCAGCGCAUCAAUCGCGGGUCGCAAAUUUUACCGGAUCUCGUCGAUUUGUGCAGAAACGGUGGGUUCACGGAUUUAGUCAUGGUGCACGAGCACCGAGGCGAGCCGGACGGGCUCGUGAUCUCGCACUUACCGUUCGGACCGACGUGUUACUUUGGAAUCUCGAACACGGUGAUGCGACACGACAUUAAGGAUCAGGAUCUCGGCCACGUCAGCGAGGUGUUUCCGCAUCUGAUUCUCGAAAAUUUCACCACGCCGCUCGGGCAGCGCACGGCGACGGUGCUGAAGCAUCUCUUCCCGGAGCCCAAGGCGAAGUCCAAGCGCGUGGUGACGUUUGCGAACGAUGCGGAUUACAUAUCUUUGCGUCAUCACACGUAUGAGAUGCCCAAGGGGGCGAAAUCGGUCGCGCUCACGGAAAUCGGUCCGCGGUUUGAGAUGCGACUGUACCAAAUCAAACUGGGGACGGCGGAGCAGGACGACUGCGACAUCGAGUGGAGUCUGCGUCCGUUCAUGCGGUCGGGUAAGAAGGCUAGGCUUUAG
Molecule: messenger RNA, 876 nt
Organism: Ostreococcus tauri
Lineage: Eukaryota; Viridiplantae; Chlorophyta; Mamiellophyceae; Mamiellales; Bathycoccaceae
Product: Anticodon-binding
Exons: 1
Coding region: 1-876 (291 amino acids)
Biological process (GO): rRNA processing
Cellular component (GO): Mpp10 complex; small-subunit processome; nucleolus
Molecular function (GO): rRNA primary transcript binding; snoRNA binding
Source: RefSeq, a predicted model, not a curated record